AUGGUGCGAACACUGAACGAACCCCUUCCCACUCCUAUCCGACCUACAGCCAUCGCAUCUUCAUCUACGGUCCACAACAAUGCUGGCCCGUCCACAACGUCCCGGAUCCCCGUGAGAUCAACAACGACCAAAGGAACGUCAAUACCUUUACCCCGUCCCUCUACCGUCAAAAAGCGGCCUAUCCUCGGCGAGCGCGGCGACAACACCUCUAUCCCUCUCCCCAUCUCAGACUUGGCCAAGCGUAAAGCGCGCCCAUCACGGAUCAUCAUCAACCCCAUCCCAUCCACAUCAACCGCGGCGCAACCCCCUCUUUCCCGCUCGACAUCCGGGGCGUCCUCAAUACGCGCUCCAUUUGCCGCCGCAUCUCCUACUCUCCCUCGCAUCUCAAGGCCGUCAUUUGCUCGCCUGGAUGCAGGGAUGGACGGGGAUGUGACGCAAUUGCUGGACUACAGACCGUCGAGCCCGGUAGGCGGGAUUGAGGACGACUGGUUUAGCGGCGCAGAGGAGGUGGGUAACGUCACGGCGGGACGGACACCAAUGCCGAGGAAGAGCGCUGGUGGAUGGGGCCGAGCAGUAGAAGGGACAGGAAGAAUGAUGACUCCGAUGAACAGCCAGGAGCUCCCGGUCACGAUAUCAUCGGUCAACGCUUCGCAAUCCAAGCGCAGCACCGUAUCUCGCCUACCCACGCCUCCCUCCUCUCAGCCUUCUGAGGUCGUCCUUACUCCGCAACGUCCGUCUCCUGCUUCCCGCCGUCGCGCUCGGCCAAGCCCUACCCCUCCCCGGCAGACCUCUGCCGGACCAUCUAACAUCGUCUUCAAAAUCGCCCAACCCUCGCCCAAUCCCCGGACCAGAAAGAAUCCCCGGCUUUCCUCAAACAAGGAUGUCGAUACUUCUCGCGGAUCCACUACGCCAGCCAGAGAUAGUGAGCCCGCUCAACCCGUAUCCACCGUGGCAUCUCGGCGGAAGAGCAAAGCCAGGGCAUCGGCUUCCGCGCCUGGCUAUCAGCUCGGCUUCUCGCAGGCAACUCCAGGUCCGUCGAAGCUCAAGGCCGCGUCUCAGCCUGUCAUCUCCUCCUUCCGCGAUACUCCCCCCAUCGAACCCUUUGCUAGCUCAUCCCAGCCAUCAUCCCGCCGUAAAUCGGUCGCUUCCACCAAGAAGCGCUCGCCCAAGCCUCGGGCGCGAAAGUCCCGCUCGACAACCCCUCCGUCCGCUCUGGCUCGCUAUGCCGGCGUCGAUCCUCGGCGGAAAUCCUUCACGCCCGCGGCGCUUCGGAAGGUCAUUGGGCGGGAUAUAGAUAUUGGCGCAGGCAUUGAGGAAGGGGAGUCCACACCAGGGGACGAUCCUCUUUUGCUCAAGCCUUCGUAUGAGGGUGAGAGCGAUACCGAAGUGGACGAGGAAGACGAGCAGACUGGAGAAGGUCGAUCAUUGCUUGGACGGAGUAUCAGGGCAUUGCAAUCGCAUCCGGAACCUCGGUCCAUGACAAUGGGCAAAGGCAAGGGCAAGGCGCGAGCAAGCCUUUCCGCUCCUGAUCUGAGCGCGUCAACGCGAUCAAAACUACCCGGUACCGGCUCGAGAACGGUCACCACCUCCUUUCCUUUCCUGCCCUAUACGAACGCACCCGCGCCUCCUCGGCUCGUGCCCGAAUGGGUGCCGCGCACGAUGAAGAAGAAGAAGGUCGAGCUGGACUAUGAUCUCCCCGGACCUUCCGGGCAGAAGGACGCGGAGGAUGACGCGCAGUCAUUCGACUAUGAGGCGGGCGGGUACGCGGAUGGGUUCGGCAGCGAUGCUGGCUCGGACUUUGGUGGAUAUGCCGGGGAUGAUACGUUUAUGAACAUCUUGACGAGGCGGGAUGCGGAGGGAGUAAACGGGGACGGGGAUGGGAGAGACAGAACGCCGGAGCAGGAGGAAGAGGAGGGGGGAUUGAGCCUUCUCAAUACCCCGGCGGCGUAUCGUCAGACUCCGGACCAAUCGCCAGACAUCCACCUCGAUAACGGGAGAACAUCGACCACACCUCGCUCGCCGCUAUCCCCUAUUUCGCCACUCCACGACCAGAGCUUCUCGGUCGACCGGCUCCCAUCCCCGCCGGCAGCUCCUUCGCCCUCGCCCUCUUCCGCGCUAAGUCGACAGAACGACCCUCACACGGCCGAAGAUGCCGACGUCGAGAUACCAGAGCGUCAUGUCUCUCCAUACCACCAGGACGACUUGGAUGAGGCCAUUCAGGAAGUCUUCGGGGCGGACGCAGAUGCAGCGGACGAUCUGCCAGACCACUUCGAGCAAGGUCCAGCCGAUGAGUCACCCCUCGAUGAGCCGGCUGGAGAUCUGCCUGACGAGGACACCGCGGAGGAGAUGGACACGACGGUGGAGGCGGACUUGUCGGCGGAGGAGUGCGAUACCACUGUAGAGGCGGACGUCACUGGUGCUACUCUCGACGGCGCCCCGGAGGUCUGGGACGAGUCUGCUGACUCGGUCACAGGACCACUGGGUGGACGGGGACCCGAUGAUAUGGAGGAGGACGAGGAGGAGAGCAUGGAGGUGCUGGCAGAGGAAGAAGAGGCGGCUGGACACCAGGCUGUCGACGAGGCGCAUCAUAUCAAAGAGGGAUACGAGGAGGUCAUGGCUCAGCCGGCUCAUGAGUCGGGCUAUCUGGGACUCGAGCUCGGGUUGCCUGCCGGAGCAGACGACCAUGGACUGAUUGAGCGGGUUACAGUCAACUUGAUCCAACAUACCACAGUCUCCGUGACCUCCCUUUUUUCCGUUGCCCGUACUGUCGAGCAAUCACCCACCGUUGCCCCAACCCCAGAUCUCUCGCCUCUGGCAUCACCCCCGCUCUCCCCUAUCCGUAUAUCCGACGCUCCCGUCUCCUUCAGUCCCGGCCGUCAUGCUCUCCACCUUUCCCCUGUCGUCGCCCAAAUCCCGCGUCCGCUCCAUGUGGCGGUUGUCCGACCCUCUUCACCCAUCGCCCCUCACUCAACCCGCGCUUCUCCUAGCGUGGCCCAUUCGUCUCCUUCCGCCGGCCACGUCUCGGCGGACGCGGCGGACGAAGGCGACUUGACGGUGGAUGCUAUAGAGAAGGGGUGGGAGAGUGACGAGAGUAUGGUGGCCGUGAAAGAGGCGGACGAGAGAAUGGCGGAUCAGGAAGGGGAGGAAGAGGAGGUCAGCGGGCUCAUCGACGAGGAGAACGAGGCGGGCGCGAAGGUGAACGCCAUCGAAGCAGAGGCAUCGGCGGCACAGCUCUCGUCUGAGCAGCCCGGCCAAGGGGAGGUGGACCUCGGCGCUGGCCGACCAGCGGAACAUGACGACACCGGUUCCACGCCCGAGCCGAACUCACCGUGUAUCUCCGCGGCUGCCGAACAGUCAUCGCCGAUGGUCAGCCAGUCCAUACUCGCUCACUCUGCGGUCGGUAGCAAUGAUGCCAGACAGCCAGCUUCGCCGCUUCCUCCAACUGAGACGGAGCAGGAACGGCCGGACAGUCAGUCGGCCUCGGCCAGCUCGCCCCAGGUCCCUCCCCCGAGCGGCGCGGACGGGGAGAAGAUCAUUCUGAAGCUGAUCACUACCAUCGUCAAGGUCGAGCCGGAGGCGGAAGAGGUGGAUGAAGAAGAGUCGGAGGGCGAGACUAUGUCUGAGGAGAUGUCGGAUGAGGGGGAGGAGCAAGACGAUGAGGAGCCGGAGCAUGAUGACGAGAGCACAUCAGGGGCCGAAGGGGAGUUUGACGCCGAGGAGAUAAGCUUGAAUGAUGUCGGUGGAGGGUUUGAGAGGGUGCCUACCAGGUCGCCAACCGCGGACACGGAUCCGGAACCCUCAACACCCGACGCUGAGGUCUCUCAGCCAUCGAAUCUCGAUGCUCCAACGGCCCCGACGACCCAGACCGUACCCUUGACCCCUCGGCGCGCGAACGCACCACUCAGCACCACACCGCUCAUCUCGCCACCCCUGUCCAUGAUCGCCACUCAUCACUCCAACAGUCCGGCUCGGCGGCAACCAAGCGAGGCUCCUGUUCCACAAUCCUACCAAGUCGCGUCCCCUCGUCGAAUGCGCUCCCCAGCGCCUGCAGCGGGACCUUCCUCCGCGACUACCGAUCUCAUGAUCCGUCGACCAAGCGCCAACUCUAUCCGUCCGUCCGGUCUGAGCCAUCAGAUUACGGGCGACACACCAGAAGCCUCUCCCGCCCGUCCCAUCGCCUCUUCUUCGGUAUCAGCAAUCCAGCCGGAAUCAUCCACUUCCGGUUCACGUCAGCUGGACGAAUCACCUUUCCUCGACGAAGGUGUCUCUGUCCGCUCUGCUGGCAGGUCGUUGUUGGCUGAGAUGGCUCGGGCUGGCGGCAGAGGGAAAGAGAAGGAAUUGAGGGGUGUGGUGGAGGUUUCUUCGCUGGACCCGAGAGCUGCUGCUCGGGCUGCUGCUAUUCUAAAGAUGAACCACAACUACAUCGAACAUGGUAUCCUCCCUUCCUCGUCCGCUUCUCCACCUCUCGAUCAAUCUCGCGCAUCACGAUCCGCUAGCCCCAACAAGGCGGCCUCGCGGCGUAAAUCCUAUACCUCGCAGCACUUUGAGUCGGUCGCUUCGGCGCGGAUGCUUACCGCCGAGGAGCUGCUCAACGAGGCGGAGCUCGAAAUCGUCAUCAACGAGCCGGAAAGAGCGUCCAUGCCGGGUCGACGCAGGCGGGAGGGGACUGCAUCCUCUGCCAUUUCGGGUGUAUCGGGUUUGACGGACAUGCCUGUCCCUGGUGGCUGGGUGCGGACUCCCAAGCGGAAGCGCAGCCGCCAACCUGCCGUGUCUGAACACUCAGAAGGAGUCGCUCCAGGUGCAUCAGGGUCAGAGAGGGCAUGGGGGAUCGCAGAGUGGAAGCGGCUCGAAAGCGUCUACAAGGCGGAGAAAGAGGCGUGGGUCAAGGAGCGCGAGGUCAAGGCGAUGCCAGGCGGGCUGAUGUCAUGGGCUAGGAGAUCGACGGGGAUUGGAACGCCGACGGGCGAAGUGAAGGAAUGGGAUGAGGGAAGGGUGGUCAGGCGAUUCUUGGAGUCUGAAGGGGUGGCGAAUGGUCCAGCUUGGGAAGAGGACGUCAUCACUCUCCGUGUUCAGGCGCUGGAGCGACGAGUGGCCAGUAAAUCCGCUUCGACCGAAAGGACCGUCACUCCCGAGUCGCCUAAGAAACGCACGAAGCUGGCAGUGCCCGCAGACACGCCACAACGACUCACCUUUGGACAGGCUACCGCCGCGCCCCCGAGCACCAUGAAGCGCGUAUUUGGCUGGGUCUGGGGGUCUGGCUCUGGCUCAACGGACAGUGCGCCCGAAGAUCUCGUCUCCGAGACGAGUGGGCCGCGGGAUAAGGGCAAGGCGAGACAGGAAGGGGAACGACCGGCGGACAACUCAUCCUUCACCCUCGGUCGGCCGAUCUUACCGGUAGCCAUUCCUCGCGCGCCGGUACCGACUAUGAAGCAGGUCGUCAGCAAGCCUACUUCGUUGACCAUUCCACCGCCACCUAGGUCUACUUUGCCCCGAAUGACCGGCCGUCCUGCCGAGAUUUCCACCUCGUCCGCUCAAUCGAUCAACGUGGCCAGCUCAAGGGAGACGAGUCAGCCUGGGUCGGCGCUCUCUCGACCUGCUGAGGCAGCUGUACCGGCCCGGUCUUCAUUCUCAGCAGCGGAUACGAGCGGGAACAUGUCCACUCUCGGCCUAUCUACCUCCUCCAGCGCUACAUCCGGUACCUUCCCUCCCAUCACCCCUCGGAUCUACCCCUCACUCAAUCAAUCCAUAUCUCAGCGGUCUGCAGCUAUCAAAGCUCUCUUCCCCUCCAUCCAUCCCCUCGGCGAUUCCACGUCAUCUACAUCGUCCAAUGCCUCCACGGCCGCCAACACUACUACCGGCAGCGGGCGGGACACAUCCUUCUCUCGCCCCAUCUCCAUUCCGGGCUUGGCGAAGAAAACGAGUGUCAAGGACCUAGCAAAGAGUUUCCAGGAGAAGGGAGUGCUGGAGAAUGCACUGAGGCGGGUGCCGAGCGGCCAAGGGGAGCUGGAGGCGCUAAAGAGGGUCAUGAGUAGGGAGCGGAGAUGA
Messenger RNA from Dioszegia hungarica, 6045 nucleotides. RefSeq lists its product as uncharacterized. The transcript has 5 exons. The record is from RefSeq and is a predicted model, not a curated record. Lineage: Eukaryota; Fungi; Basidiomycota; Tremellomycetes; Tremellales; Bulleribasidiaceae. The coding region runs from base 1 to 6045 and encodes 2014 amino acids.